UUUGACCAGCCUCUGCAAUCUACAGAAAAUAUGUUGUCUUUCCAAGCUCCUCUCUGGUUCUGCUCUUUGGCAGCGGUAGUCGGUACGGCCUCGGCUGCUCAGAAGUUUGACCUCUACGCCUAUGGCGAGAACGUGGGAGGACUUCCUCUUUACUACGUUGAUGGUAGCGCCGUCGUAAGCCCAAAGACUCCUGAGAAUGGAACCGACGUCGCCCCAGUCGCUUUCAACAAGGAUAGCAAUAACCAGCUCAUCGGGAAUCCAAACACAACCAGUACUGCGUCUGCGGCCAGUUUCACGGACGUAUCGCUUUUCGUUCCUGGCCCGAACUCCAAUGACAAGGAGAUGGGCUUUACCAGCGAUCCUUCUUCGAACCAAGUCACCAACAAAUUUGUCUGGUAUGGUAACUUUCUACUUGUUGAGAAUGAGUCUGGGGAGUACACCUCCUUGUUCUCUGUCAAGAAAAGCUCGUCGCACGAUGAGGAUGGAAGUUAUGAUCUCUACUGGAACGUGACGGACUCGGAUGAAGAAGUGAUCACUAUUUCCAUGAGGUCGGUUGCGCCUUCCAAUUCGUAGAGCUCUAUCUACAUCGGACCAAUAUGUGGUCAUCUUCUAGACUGAUAGUUUCUGUUGUGGGUGGGUGAUACUUGAACUGUCUUUCUCUCGGUAUACGCUGCAGGAUUUCUUGCGCUUCCCUUCUUUCACAGCCGUUCUUUUGUACUGUCUUUCUCUACUUAUAACCAUCUGGAUUUCUUUGUGUUUGGAAAUUACAUUGAAGUGUUGCCACUUCUGUGAAUGCUUCAUAUAUAUUGGACAACGAGCUGUCUACAUUGAACGUAUGUGUUUCGUAAAUAAUGUGCAUAACCGCUUGACUUCCUAAUGGGUGAAAGUCUAAACAAUGUAUCUAAAGCUGCGGUUCUGGAUAUCCGUCUCAUCAGCGUGGUCCAAGGCCUCGUCCGUGUGCAGGUCAAUUUCACGGGUUUCUUCCGGAUUAAUAUGCACUCCCUGCUCCUUAUCACGUCGC
Aspergillus caelatus is the source of this 1021-nucleotide messenger RNA. RefSeq lists its product as uncharacterized. Bases 31 to 573 code for a protein of 180 amino acids. NCBI's taxonomy places the organism in Eukaryota, Fungi, Ascomycota, Eurotiomycetes, Eurotiales, Aspergillaceae. The transcript has 3 exons. The record is from RefSeq and is a predicted model, not a curated record.